AUGGGCCAAGAAGAGAGCUCGAUCUCCAACGGCCCGCCAGUGACGUUGCCCUCGAAAGACCUGGAUGGGGUCGCCGAGUACAUCAAUUCGGGCCGCGCGAAGCGCAUUGUCGUGCUGACGGGCGCUGGCAUUUCCACCGCCGCAGGCAUUCCCGAUUUUAGGAGUCCUGGCACUGGUCUAUACGACAACCUAUCAAGGCUGGACUUGCCCUACGCAGAAGCGGUAUUCGAUAUAUCGUAUUUCCGCGAACACCCUGAGCCCUUCUACAUACUCGCUCGCGAACUCUACCCUGGCAAGUUCCACCCCACCGUGUCGCACGCCUUUAUCGCACUCUUGGCUCAAAAGAACCUCCUGGAUACACUGUUCACCCAAAACAUCGACUGCUUAGAGAGAAGAGCGGGCGUGCCAGGGGACAAGGUUGUCGAGGCACAUGGGAGCUUUGCAACGCAGCGGUGUAUAGAAUGCAAAAAGGAAUUUGAUGGCGACAAAAUGGUGGAGCACGUGGAAAGGGGUGACGUCCCUCGCUGCGAGGACAAGGAGUGCAAGGGUCUAGUAAAACCGGACAUUGUCUUCUUUGGGGAAAUGCUGCCCAAGCAUUUUGAUCGGGAAACCUACCGGCUCGGCAUGGCAGACCUGGUCCUGAUCAUCGGGACCAGCUUGUCGGUGUAUCCCUUUGCCGCACUGCCAGGCAUGGUACAAGAGGGCAAACCACGCGUGCUGUUCAACCUGCAGCGCGUGGGUGGGAUCGGAGCGAAAAGCGACGAUGUCCUGGCUUUGGGCGACUGCGAUGCACAAGUGCGCAAGUUUGCGGACGCUCUUGGCUGGCGAGACGAGCUGGAGAAGCUGUGGAAGAGCGUCGUCGGUGAGAGAGAAGUUAAGCGACAGCUGGCGCAGAGGGAAGAUCAUGAAGAGGAGUUGGAGGACGAGGUGGCCAAGUUGACGGCUGAUGUGGACAAUGUUUUGCAUCUAGACGGCGAGAAGAAGGAAGAGGAUACAGAACAGAAGAAACAUGAGGAGACCUUGCGUACAGAGGAGGAAGAGAUAGCAGCAGCGUCUGAGGAGACACCUGAGACACCCACGCAGACCAAACCAGAAUCCCCGUCCCAAACGCUAGAUGGGGAUGGUCUUCGAAUGCGCUCGACAGGACAAUAUGGCAGAGACGCCGCGCGGGCGCACACGCCUACAGAGGCUGACUUGGUCAAAGACGACAGCAAAGGGAACGACGAGGAGCCAAAGGAUAAACCAGCUUUAUAA
Molecule: messenger RNA, 1254 nt
Organism: Emericellopsis cladophorae
Lineage: Eukaryota; Fungi; Ascomycota; Sordariomycetes; Hypocreales; Bionectriaceae
Exons: 2
Coding region: 1-1254 (417 amino acids)
Molecular function (GO): histone deacetylase activity, NAD-dependent; NAD+ binding
Source: RefSeq, a predicted model, not a curated record